Molecule: messenger RNA, 1779 nt
Organism: Psilocybe cubensis
Lineage: Eukaryota; Fungi; Basidiomycota; Agaricomycetes; Agaricales; Agrocybaceae
Exons: 10
Coding region: 1-1779 (592 amino acids)
Cellular component (GO): cytosol
Molecular function (GO): NADPH-hemoprotein reductase activity; flavin adenine dinucleotide binding; FMN binding
Source: RefSeq, a predicted model, not a curated record
AUGUCUGGAUCAGAGGAGGAAGAUCGCAGCCUACUUGUUGUUUACGCGACGGAGACAGGGAAUGCUCAGGAUGCAGCAGAUUACAUCGCGCGCCAAUGUCGCAGAAUUGCCUUUCAAUGUCGCGUGGUGAACAUUGACUCCUUUUCAUUACCAGAUCUUCUUUCAGAACCCAUCGUUAUAUUUGUUGUGUCAACUACGGGAUCUGGUAUAGAACCUCGAUCAAUGACUCCCCUCUGGACCAGCCUUUUGCGAGGCGACCUUCCCUCGGACGCUUUCGAGGAUCUGUAUUUUUCGGUAUUCGGUCUCGGGGACACGGCCUACGAGAAGUUUUGUUGGGCAGCAAAAAAACUUUCAAGGCGGCUAGAAUCAAUUGGAGGCACAGAGUUCUACGAACGCGGAGAAGGCGACGAACAACACCGUCUUGGGAUAGACGGGGCCCUACAACCGUGGACUGAGGGCCUAAUAAAAAGGUUACUCGAGUUGGUGCCUCUUCCACCAGGUCUCACAAUUCAACCUGUUCAAGCAGUUCCACUUCCGCGUGUAAAGGUCAAAGAGACAUCCCAAACCGCCUUGGAGCACUCUGCAGACCCUCUGAAAUCGGAUCUUCAAUACCACAAAGCUAUUGUCAAGAAGAACGAACGCAUCACAGAUCCAGAAUGGUAUCAGGAUGUUCGUCAUUUCGAGCUGGACUUUCGGGAUAAUAUUCAGUACUCUCCAGGGGACGUUGCUGUUAUCCAUCCUGUUGCUUUAGAAUCGGAUGUGGAGUCAUUCUUAAUCACCAUGGGAUGGCAAAAUGUCGCAGACGAACCGUUUGAAAUCGAGCAGGCAUUGUAUGAUCAAUCGCUACCUGACCACCUACCACCAAUUACCACGUUACGAAUCUUGUUCACGCGGUUUCUUGACUUCAACAGUGUUCCUAAACGUUCAUUUUUUCAAUAUUUACGAUAUUUCACUUCCGACGAGCGCGAACAAGAGAAAUUAGACGAGUUCCUGUCUCCCGAAGGCUCAGACGAGCUAUAUGAUUAUUGCUACCGCGUUCGGAGAACGAUACAUGAGGUCCUUACCGAAUUUCGAAAUGUUAAAAUACCCAAAGACUAUAUUUUUGACGUCUUUCCUCCUCUUCGUCCGAGAGAGUUCUCUAUAGCAAGCUCAAUCAAAGUCCAUCCCCAUCAAAUUCAUCUUUGCAUCGCCAUGGUCAAGUAUCGCACAAAAUUAAAGAUCCCUCGGAAAGGCGUCUGUACAUCAUACUUGUCGAUACUUAAACCCGGUGACACUCUUUUAGUUGGUGUUAGAAAGGGUUUGUUGAGGCUCCCGGGAAAGAAUGACACACCGGUCAUCUUUGUGGGGCCGGGAACGGGAAUAGCUCCUAUGAGGUCUGCCAUUGAACAACGAGUGGCGAAUGGAUGCCAUGCAAAUACCUUGUACUUUGGCUGUCGGUCAGCCUCAAAGGAUCAACACUACGCCUCUGAAUGGCAAGAUUAUGCCACCAAACAGCUGUUGACAUACAGAACCGCGUUUUCGCGUGAUGGAGCAGAAGGGGAACCUCGUGUGUAUGUACAAGAUCUCAUUCGCCGGGACUCUGAGAGGAUUUGGGAUUUGGUUGGUCGCCAUAAAGCAUGGGUUCUUGUGUCUGGAUCAUCGAAUAAAAUGCCUGCUGCUGUGAAAGAUUCCAUCGCAUACGCUAUGGAAACUCACGGAGGCCUUUCGGCAAAUGAGGCGAAAGAGUACGUACGUUUAAUGGUUAAAGAAGGUCGCCUCAUAGAGGAAUGCUGGAGUUGA